AUGGGUUGGAGUUGGCGGUACCUGAUUCUUCUAACAAGCGUGCUGGCUCAGAAUGAAAGCUAUACCAAAGAGACGAUUCAACCCGGCGGCAUCGAGCAUUACUUGGAGUUUUACAUCGUGUAGGUUUGCUGAAGAUAUUGAUGUACUUUUAAAACGAGAUUGUUUCUUUAUAGUUUAGGUAUUACAUUUUUCAAUCUUAUUUUUUAUUACUUGGCACUUCGCCAGUUUGGGCAGGUGUAUAGUUUUUAGAAAAAAAGAAGGGGCGUAGUCCGUGUGGUAAAGUUAACUAUUAUAAUAUUGUGUGAAGUGAUUUUCUUGGGCAUUUAAAGUUUUUUUUCAGAAGAGCAAGUCUGGAUUCGACUUCUACGCCGCUCUUACUAGUAGGUUUUUACAAUUUUUUGAAUUUUCAUAACUAAAAUUCACUUUAAAAAUUAAUAUUGUAGCUUUCAAUGAACCUGUCAAUCCAAACAAACUACUCUGGUUAG
Bursaphelenchus okinawaensis is the source of this 485-nucleotide messenger RNA. NCBI's taxonomy places the organism in Eukaryota, Metazoa, Nematoda, Chromadorea, Rhabditida, Aphelenchoididae. The record is from the annotation of a GenBank genome assembly.